AUGUGCAAAUGGUCCAUCAAAAUCAUCUCCACAUGUGCCCCUAUGAGGGAUGCGGCCAUCCAGGCACUGACAGCCCACAUUCGCUCCGUGCACACGAACGUACGACCGUACGUUUGUGAAACAUGUGGAAAAGCAUUCGUUCGUCGUAAUGACCUGAAGAUGCACACGUUAACCCACACUUCUGAGACGGCAUUC
Ostertagia ostertagi is the source of this 195-nucleotide messenger RNA. NCBI's taxonomy places the organism in Eukaryota, Metazoa, Nematoda, Chromadorea, Rhabditida, Trichostrongylidae. The record is from the annotation of a GenBank genome assembly.